This is a messenger RNA of Mugil cephalus (flathead mullet), 5869 nucleotides long. RefSeq names its product eph receptor A4, like (gene epha4l). The record is from RefSeq and is a predicted model, not a curated record. Gene Ontology annotation, biological process: protein phosphorylation; cell surface receptor protein tyrosine kinase signaling pathway; negative regulation of axon extension. NCBI's taxonomy places the organism in Eukaryota, Metazoa, Chordata, Actinopteri, Mugiliformes, Mugilidae. The transcript has 18 exons. Gene Ontology annotation, molecular function: protein binding; transmembrane-ephrin receptor activity; ATP binding. Bases 166 to 3135 code for a protein of 989 amino acids. Gene Ontology annotation, cellular component: plasma membrane; neuron projection.
GUGGAGCGCUCGGUGCGUUUCUCUCGCUGCCCGUUUCAAACCCAUAUUCCACUGGGAAAGAGAGAGAGGGUGAGAGAGGGAGCGAGUGUGAGAGAGAGAGAGAGCUGGACCUGGGAGAAGAGCAACGAGAGAAGAAGAGGAGAGAAAAACGGAACGACGACGCAAAUGGCACUCAUGGCAGGGAUUUUGUUCACGGCCACCUUUCUUAUUUCUGGGAUUUCUACAUUUGUUUCUUCGGCACGGAUAUACCCCCCGAAUGAAGUCACGAUAUUGGACUCCAGAGCUGUACAGGGAGAGCUGGGAUGGGUUGCUAACCCGACAGAAGGAGGGUGGGAGGAAGUGAGUAUUAUGGAUGAAAAGAACAUCCCCAUCCGGACAUACCAGGUGUGUAAUGUCAUGGAGCCAAAUCAGAACAACUGGCUCCGCAGUGACUGGAUCCCCCGCGGAGGUGCCCAGCGUGUCUACAUUGAGAUCAAGUUCACCCUCCGAGACUGCAACAGCCUCCCGGGGGUCAUGGGAACCUGCAAGGAAACCUUCAAUCUUUACUACUACGAGUCCAACAAUGACAAAGAGCGCUACAUCCGCGAGAACCAGUUCGGCAAGAUAGACACCAUCGCGGCGGACGAGAGCUUCACUCAGGUGGACAUCGGCGACCGCAUCAUGAAGCUGAACACCGAGGUCAGGGACGUGGGCGCCCUGACCCGGAAGGGUUUCUAUUUGGCCUUCCAGGAUGUUGGAGCGUGCAUUGCGCUCGUUUCUGUCAGAGUCUUCUACAAGAAAUGUCCUUUGGCUGUGCGUAACUUGGCCCAGUUUCCUGAUACCAUCACUGGGGCCGAUACGUCCUCGCUUGUGGAAGUGCGUGGCUCGUGCGUGGAUAAUUCAGAGGAGAAAGAGGUUCCCAAGAUGUAUUGCGGGGCCGACGGAGAGUGGUUGGUGCCCAUUGGAAACUGCCUGUGCAACCCCGGAUAUGAGGAGCGCAAUGCCGAAUGCCAAGCCUGCAAGAUUGGUUACUACCGAGCUCUGGCCACCGAUGGCUCUUGUUCCAAGUGUCCACUCCACAGUUACUCCGUCAGGGAGGGCUCCACCUCCUGCGUCUGUGACAAGGGAUACUUCCGCUCUGAAACUGACCCGGCAUCCAUGCCCUGCACACGCCCUCCCUCUGCGCCUGUCCACCUCAUCUCCAACGUGAACGAGACCUCUGUGAACCUGGAGUGGAGCCCGCCGCGCAGCUCAGGAGGGCGCCAGGAUUUGACAUACAACGUGGUGUGCAAACGCUGCGGGCCGGACGGCCGGCGCUGUCAGCCCUGCGGCAACGGCAUCCACUUCAGCCCCCAGCAGCUGAGCCUGAAGGGAACCAGGGUGUCCAUCAACGAGCUGCAGGCCCACACCAACUACACCUUCGAGGUGUGGGCGGUGAACGGAGUCUCGCCUCAGAGCCCGGGGCCGGAGCAGGCCGUGUCAGUGACCGUCACCACCAACCAGGCUGCUCCCUCUCCAGUGACUUCCAUCCAGGCAAAGGAUAUCACAAGACACACCAUCUCGCUGGCCUGGCAGCCACCAGACAGGGCCAAUGGAGUCAUACUGGAGUAUGAGGUCAAGUACUAUGAGAAGGACCAGAAUGAAAGAAGCUACCGGAUCAUAAAAACCUCAUCGAGGAACACCGACAUCAAGGGCCUCACCCCUCUCACCUCUUACGUGUUCCAUGUGCGCGCUCGCACGGCGGCCGGAUAUGGAGAAUUCAGUGGCCCGUUUGAGUUCAUGACCAACUCUGUCCCAGCUCCCAUUAUCGGUGAUGGGGCCAACUCCACGGUGCUGCUGGUGUCUGUGGUGGGCAGCGUGGUCCUCCUCAUCAUCCUCAUCAGCGCUUUCGUCAUCAGCCGAAGAAGGAGUAAGUACAGCAAGGCCAAGCAGGACUCUGACGAAGAGAAGCACUUACAUCAAGGAGUGAGAAUAUACGUUGACCCGUUUACGUACGAGGACCCCAACCAGGCUGUCCGUGAGUUCGCCAAAGAGAUUGAUGCCUCCUGCAUCAAGAUUGAGAAAGUUAUUGGCAUUGGGGAGUUCGGAGAGGUGUGCAGCGGCCGCCUGAAGAUGCCGGGCAAGAGGGAGAUCUGCGUGGCCAUCAAGACGCUGAAGGCCGGCUACACGGACAAGCAGAGGAGGGACUUCCUGUCCGAGGCCAGCAUCAUGGGCCAGUUCGACCACCCCAACAUCAUUCACCUGGAGGGCGUGGUGACCAAAUGUAAGCCAGUGAUGAUUAUCACGGAGUACAUGGAGAACGGAUCGCUGGAUGCAUUCCUGAGGAAGAAUGACGGACGCUUCACGGUCAUCCAGCUGGUCGGCAUCCUGCGCGGCAUUGCUUCUGGCAUGAAGUACCUGUCGGACAUGAGCUACGUUCACCGUGACCUGGCCGCUCGCAACAUUUUGGUCAAUAGCAACCUGGUGUGCAAGGUGUCUGACUUCGGCAUGUCCCGAGUGCUGGAGGACGACCCCGAGGCUGCGUACACCACCAGGGGAGGGAAGAUCCCCAUCCGCUGGACGGCCCCAGAGGCCAUAGCUUAUAGGAAGUUCACCUCGGCCAGCGACGUGUGGAGCUACGGCAUCGUCAUGUGGGAGGUGAUGUCAUAUGGCGAGCGACCAUACUGGGACAUGAGUAACCAAGACGUGAUCAAGGCCAUUGACGAGGGCUACCGGCUGCCCCCGCCCAUGGACUGCCCCGUGGCGCUGCACCAGCUCAUGCUGGACUGCUGGCAGAGAGAGAGAGCUGACCGGCCAAAGUUUGGACAGAUCGUCAACAUGCUGGACAAGCUGAUCCGCAACCCCAACACCCUGAAAAGGACCGGGGGAGAGACCGCAGUCAGACCUAACACCACCCUGCUCGAGCCAGGGAGCCCCGAGGCGUCCUCAGCGGUGGGCACAGUGGAGGACUGGCUGCAGGCCAUCGGCAUGGAGAGAUACAGCGACAACUUUACCGCUGCCGGCUACACCACUCCAGAGGCUGUCGUCCACAUGACACAAGAGGACAUGGCACGCAUAGGCAUCUCCUCGGCAGCGCACCAGAACAAGAUCCUGACCAGCGUCCAGGGAAUGCUGUCCCAAAUGCAACAGAUGCAAGGCAGAAUGGUUCCCGUCUGAGAGAUUGAAACAAAUAGAAAAGGAAGCAAAACGACUUUGUUUCUUAUGAAAAAAAAUACAUAAAUAACAAAAAAGAUUAAGUAUAAAAAAAGAGACAAAUAAACUAUGAAGAUAUAGUUUACCUCAUCCAUGCACUUUAAAUUGGAUCUUAAUGAAAAGACGACGUUGAUGAAGAAGAAAAAAAAGUGGUGAAAAUGGCACUUUUUUUCAAAAAUUAGACCUAUACCUUGCCCUUUUUUUUUGUUGUUUUGGAGAACGGGACGCUUCUGUCUGCGGCAUUUAUGGAUAGAUGGAGGGACGACUGGAAAAGUGCUUCCGAGAGGCCAAUCUGGAGUGCCUUCAAUGGUCUGGAAAGAAAAGUGAGAGAGGUGGAGGGUGGGGGGUGAUCGUACCUUUCUUCCUCCUUUUUUUGGGUGUUGUUUCUGGAACUUUCUUCGUGGAAUAAUCCGUGGAGCAGAUUUUUUUGAUUUCCUGUGACUGUGUUUAUUAUACAUGAAUUGUUUCUGCGGGACUCACAGGCUGCCCCGGCCACCAUUGUUCUCUCUCUCUCUCAGCUGGUUAUGUUUGAUAUAUCUCAGACAAAAUGGAGGAUCCUAACCGUCAGACAUGAAAUCUCUGAGAGGUCAAGGGUUGGAUCCUCGGGGGGAGGUGGCGGUGCAGGGAGGGCUUAUUUUAAGGAGCUUUUGUGUUUUUUCGCUCCGUUCUGGCCUUGUUUUUUUCCCAGAACACUGUAGUUUGUUGCCCUCAGGACGUUGCUGAGAAUGUCUUUGAUCUUCCAGAGGAGCCUUCCCACUCCCCUGUCUUCCCAAAAAAUGCCCUCCUACACCUUCGAUAAACACACUCUUCCAUUCAUCUCCCCAUUCGGACUCAAAAGCUCCCGCCCCCUCGAUACUGCAGGAGCAACCGACUCUUCCUCUACUGCUUCUGAUGGACACCUGUUGGACCAGCUGAACUGGCUCAUUAAACAGGACGCGCGAUGAAGGAAUUUAUUGGCGACAUUUUAAAUCGGACAAAAGAGCAAUAUGGAUACAAAAUUAAUCGCAGCCAUCUGCAUCAUCAUUGCCAAGACAAUAAACAAUACGGGGAUUAUUCAUGCCAUCAUCAAGCUGCUGCCGUCCAUCACGAGCAGGACCCCGGCCUCGUUCGCCGCGGCCAGAAUUCUUCCCACUCUUCCUCUUUUUGUCUUCCUCCUCUUGCUUUACCCCUCCUCAGAGAUGACAAGUCCGUCCUCAAGCGCCUGGGACGUCCGCCGCCAGCUGACAGACUAGCCUCCCCGCGCUUGUGGCCCUUCUAGCAACGGCGCUGGGAUCACCAUGAAUGAUUUAACAGCAUAAAUAAGAGACAAUAAGAAGAAUGUAAUAUAAUCGAGAAGCCCUGCUCCAGUGGAUAAUGUACUUUAUUUUAUUUUUAUUUUUUUUCUGAAGGUUUCAUUUUAUUUGUCAGUUUUUUUUUUCCAUUUUGUUCUGUUUGCAUGUAAAGUAAAAGGGGUUUGAUGUGAGCGUGCGAAUGAAAUGAUGUGUGCAAGUGUGUGUGUGUGCGCGUGUGUGUGUCUAGCUCUAUGAGUGACAACGUCUUUGAAGUACUAUCAGUAAUUGUGUCUGUUUUCAUGCCACUGUGGAGGAGGACAUAACAGAGUUGUAUAGUUUUUGAUAUAUAAAAAAAAGGAAAAAACCCUGGAUUUUCUUUUUAUUUUAUUUUAUUUUAUUUUAUUUGCUUUUUGUGUCGUCUAAAAAGAAAAAAAAAAUGCGCGAGGUGUGUUGCUCGUUCAAACUCUACUCGGCAACAGCAUUUAUUAAACAAGCUUUCUGGAAUGCAAUCCAUUGCUGCUUUGGCAGUUGCUCCGGCUUGCAGACGGACACACAUGGACGCGGCUGAGUGUGACUAAAAGUCUUGUGUGCGUAAAAAAAAAACGCGUGAAAAGCAAACUGAGGCUUGGACUCUCCGAGCUCGCGACGAGUCAAGGCGAAUAUUUUGGAACUGUCUUUCUCGAAAUGAAGGUGGGGGCAGUUUGAAAUGACACACCUGUACACUGCACAGGAUCAGAGAAGUGAGAGAAGAGUGUCUAAGAAGGGAACAGCUGUUGGUUCUUUUUACUUUUUUUCCCCAGAGCACAUCAUACAGCUACAGGUUUAACCCAAUGGACUAUAUAGUCCUUUUGUUCCUUUAUCUCUUUAAACUAUACUUAUGUGAAUGUUUUCCAGCUCAUAAGUGACGCUUCAUAGAAUACAAAAAACACCUCCGUCCUUAAUACAACUGUACUGCUCUGUCCUUUUUUUUGGCAAUGCAUUGGUUUAUUUUAUUUUUGGUUGUCUACCUAUUGAAAAAGGACCUGUUUGGAAAUAUGCAAGACAUGUUGGGAAGGAGAAGAACACCAGAAUGUACUGUAAAAUACUUUUUUCCUUUACUUAAAUGUUGGAUGAUUUGGAAAACAAAAAAAGAAAAAAAAGUAACAAAACGCAAGAGUUAAUGUUCGUCAUUGUAUGCCUUCUGAUGCCAUAUGAUCUAGCCAUGUAGAUCUAACAUUCUUCAAUCUUUUUGGGGUUUUUUGUACUUUUUUUCGGACAUGAUCAUGAUUUUUGUUGUUUUUUUGUUUUUGUUUUUGUCAAGGAGCCCUAGGUACAUGUAACUUAUGUCAUUUAUUUAUGUCCUUUUAUAUCUAGUUUGUAAAAUAAUAGCCUAAAGUGAAGAAAAUAAAGGGGUGCCAAAGUGCAUUCUUAUUAAAGUAGAAACUACA